This is a messenger RNA of Sciurus carolinensis (gray squirrel), 7218 nucleotides long. It is a transcript of the gene Rap1gap2, whose product is annotated as RAP1 GTPase activating protein 2. Gene Ontology annotation, biological process: regulation of small GTPase mediated signal transduction; activation of GTPase activity. NCBI's taxonomy places the organism in Eukaryota, Metazoa, Chordata, Mammalia, Rodentia, Sciuridae. The transcript is spliced from 24 exons. The record is from RefSeq and is a predicted model, not a curated record. Gene Ontology annotation, cellular component: plasma membrane; cytoplasm. The coding region runs from base 473 to 2695 and encodes 740 amino acids. Gene Ontology annotation, molecular function: GTPase activator activity.
ACUCAGGGGAGAGUAAGGGCGCUGGGCUCAGGGCGGACGCGGGCGCUUAAGCCCCGGGAGCGCAAGGCGUGAGCGGGCAGCCUCCUUCUGCCAGCUACCCGGCAGCCGGAGCUGGUUGCAGCCGGGGUGCGGGGCGGGGCCGGGCGCAGGCGGCGCGUCUGAGCGAGAGUCUGGGAGCGGCCGGCUGGUACCGAGCCUCCAGCGAGCCUCAGAAAUGCCCGCGCACGGAGAGCGGCCGCCGGCCGCCCGGCGAGCCCCGAGGAGACGCUGAAGGUCGCCAGGAAGUGAGCGCCCAGUCACCUGACCCCUGGGGCGCACCUAGGCGGGGCGGGGCCCAUGCGAGACUGGCGGCCGGGGGCCGGGGCGCGGGCUCUGGGGCCGGUGCCGGCAGCUUGGAGCGCGCGGAGCCGGGGCGGCGGGGACGCGCGGUGGGCGGGCGAGGGCGCGGUCGGGCACCGCCGGCGGCCUCGCCAUGUCCCAGCCGGCAGGGAGGAUGCAUUGCCGAAAGGCGGGGAUCCGUGCCGCCGUGGUGCUCAUCGGACUCCUGCACAAAUCCCGAAAACAGAAUAAAGAGAAAAGGAAGCAGGAGCUGGCCAACAGCUCAGAUGUCACCCUCCCAGACCGGCCGCUGUCCCCUCCUCUCACUGCACCCCCCACCAUGAAGUCAGCGGAGUUCUUCGAGAUGCUGGAGAAAAUGCAGGGGAUCAAACUUGAGGAGCAGAAGCCAGGACCCCAGAAGAACAAGGAUGACUAUAUCCCAUAUCCCAGCAUUGAUGAGGUUGUGGAAAAGGGAGGCCCGUACCCUCUGAUCAUCCUGCCCCAGUUUGGGGGCUACUGGAUUGAGGACCCGGAGAAUGUGGGCACACCGACGUCACUGGGCAGCAGCAUCUGUGAGGAGGAGGAAGAGGACAACCUCAGCCCCAACACCUUUGGCUACAAGCUUGAGUGCAAGGGUGAAGCCAGGGCCUACCGCAGGCACUUCCUAGGGAAGGAUCAUCUAAACUUUUACUGUACUGGCAGCAGCCUGGGGAACUUGAUUCUGUCCAUCAAGUGCGAGGAAGUGGAAGGGAUUGAGUACCUCCGGAUCAUUCUCAGGUCCAAACUGAAGACAGUGCAUGAGCGGAUUCCCUUGGCUGGACUGAGCAAAUUGCCCAGUGUCCCUCAGAUUGCAAAGGCUUUCUGUGAUGAUGCAGUGGGGCUGAGAUUCAACCCUGUCCUGUACCCCAAGGCCUCCCAAAUGAUUGUGUCUUAUGAUGAACAUGAUGUCAACAACACAUUUAAGUUUGGAGUCAUUUAUCAAAAAGCCAGGCAGACCCUGGAGGAGGAACUAUUUGGGAACAAUGAGGAGAGUCCUGCUUUCAAGGAGUUCUUGGAUCUGCUAGGGGACACGAUCACACUGCAGGACUUUAAAGGUUUCCGAGGAGGCCUGGAUGUGACCCAUGGACAGACAGGGGUGGAGUCAGUGUUCACAACCUUCCGGGACCGGGAGAUCAUGUUUCACGUCUCCACAAAGCUGCCAUUCACCGAGGGUGAUGCCCAACAGCUCCAGAGAAAGAGACACAUUGGGAACGACAUCGUGGCCAUCAUCUUCCAAGAAGAAAACACACCAUUUGUCCCAGACAUGAUUGCCUCCAAUUUCUUACAUGCCUACAUUGUUGUGCAGGUUGAGAGCCCAGGCACAGAGACUCCCUCCUACAAGGUCUCUGUCACUGCACGGGAAGAUGUGCCUGCCUUUGGCCCACCUUUGCCCAGCCCUCCUGUUUUCCAGAAGGGCCCAGAGUUCAGGGAAUUCCUGCUCACCAAGCUCACCAAUGCCGAGAACGCUUGCUGCAAGUCGGACAAGUUUGCCAAGCUGGAGGACCGGACAAGGGCUGCCCUCCUGGACAACCUUCAUGAUGAACUCCAUGCUCACACACAGGCCAUGCUAGGACUGGGCCCAGAGGAGGACAAGUUUGAGAAUGGAGGCCACGGAGGAUUCCUGGAGUCUUUUAAGAGGGCCAUCCGCGUGCGCAGCCACUCCAUGGAGACCAUGGUGGGCAGCCAGAGGAAGCUGCACAGUGGAAGCAUUCCUGGAAGUCUUAGUGGGGGCAUUGUCCACAACAGCAUGGAGGUCACCAAGACUACCUUCUCGCCUCCAGCGGCAGCUGUGACAGUGAAGAACCAGUCACGGAGCCCCAUCAAGCGGCGGUCAGGGCUCUUCCCCCGCCUGCACACGGGCUCAGAAGGCCAGGGGGACGGCCGGACACGAUGUGACAGUGCAUCCAGCAACCCCAAGACCCCAGAUGGCGGACACUCUUCUCAAGAGAUAAAGUCUGAGACCUCAUCCAAUCCCAGCUCUCCGGAAAUCUGCCCCAAUAAAGAGAAGCCCUUCAUAAAGUUGAAGGAGAAUGGCCGGGCCAACAUCUCCCGCUCCUCCUCCAGCACCAGCAGCUUCAGCAGCACUGCAGGAGAAGGCGAGGCCAUGGAGGAGUGUGACAGUGGGAGCAGCCAACCAUCCACAACUUCACCCUUCAAGCAGGAGGUGUUUGUCUACAGCCCGUCCCCGAGCAGCGAGAGCCCCAGCCUGGGGGCAGCCGCCACUCCCAUCAUCAUGAGCCGGAGUCCAACGGAUGCCAAAAGCAGAAACUCCCCAAGAUCAAACCUGAAAUUCCGUUUUGAUAAGCUCAGCCAUGCCAGCUCCAGUGCGGGUCACUAAUGGAAAGUGGAGUCCUUGGCCUGUCCAAGGGAAGCCCAGUUCUGUCCUGUAGAAGGCUUCUGUUCCAGCAGUUUGGGGGUGCCAUCUGCUACUCUGACCAUCACAGACCUGUUGCCCCACUGGCCACCUGCCCAUCAGACCAGAUUCCUGUGCUCUGUCCCAACCUGACCAUAGCCCUGCUAGCUCCUGUACCAACAUACCCUGCAAGAACCUUCCCAACUCUGGACAAGGCUUCAUACCUGGAGGCUCCUCUGCUCUUGACCUCCAGAUGUGAUGUUUGUCUGGGUCAUUUGUCAUCUUGCUUUGUCUGUAGGAGAUAGAGUUGGGCAAGGGGGGAUCUGGGUAUGGGGGCUUGGUCAGAGACUAGGCAGCUCAUUUGCCUCAGAGGCAGAAGAUGAUGGGGUGGAGAGCAGAGGUGAUAGCAGAACAUAAGUUGGGCCCUGUUCAUCCUUGGUCACAGUGCAGUGCCUUCCUGGACUUGGCAGGCAGGAGCUUCAUCACCACCAGUGCAUUUAGUGAUGUAAUGGAGAUAGAGGGGCUGCUUACCCAGGAGCCAAGAUUAGCAACAUCUUGGAGGUUGUCCUGAUGAAAAUUGGCCCCAAAUUGGGUGCAUACUUGUAAUCCCAGCAACUCUGGAAGCAGGAGGAUUGUAAGUUCAAGGCCAACCUUAGCAACUUAGUGAGAUUUUUUUCUCAAAUUAAAAAAUAAAAAGCACUGGAGAUGUAACUCAGUGAUAAAGCAAUCUUGGGUUCAAUCCCCAGUGCCAAAAAAAAAAAAAAAAAAAAAAUUGACUCCAUUGGUUCCAGAUCUCUGGAAUGCCAAACAUCUACCUGCUUUUGUGCUAUACACUUCUGCUGUAGUCUCACAGACAGGUCCAGGGAUGCUGCCAUCCCUGCUACCAGGGUCUUGGACUUGUGGAAGCUCAGAGACUGAACUGGGUGUGUCUGGGAACCUGGCUGAACACUUCUUUGAUUAUAGCUGAAACUUUUUUCCCACCUGAUUUUAUGCAGGUUCCUGACUGUCCUUGCUGUGGGAGAAGCCCCAGGCAGUCUUUCCCCUUUGAGCAGAUAUUUUUUUCCCCAGGAACAGGUGGGAAGCCAGGAGUGAGAAGGAGUUCUGGGAGAGGGAACAGGGCAAUGCUGGGCAUUUGUUGGUUGAGAACAACCUCAGGGCCUGAGGGCUCAGCUGGCCUCCACAGGGUCCCAGUCUCUGCUGGUUGUGGAAGACAUAGUUAAUUUCAAUUCACCAUGGGCAGGAGGCGAGAGGUGAGCUAGGGGGAUGCCGUGGCAGGUUUGGUCAAGUCAAUGUGUGUGGGUUGAACUUAGGUGUGGGAAAGGAAUGCAGUAUCCCUCAGCGAUUUACGUCCCAGGCAUCAGUGGGGUGUCCAGUGCUGCCUUGGGGGCUGCUUCCAUUUAUUGUGCCCUCUGGCCUUGUCUGGAGUGCCAUCCCCCAAUCCUCUUACCCUUUCCAACCACAGCCACCCUCUCUGGGAUGAGCCAGCUGUCCUGAGGAACCGCCCUCUGACCUCUGACCUUUCCUGCUAGUCUGCAGGGUGUUUUUGCUGCUGGGUUUAGGGUGAGGCAUCCUCCAAGUAAAACACAGAGUUUGAACAGCAGACCCUUGGUGGUACUGCAGUUUGAAGUUCACAGGGUCUCUGGUACAGGUGGCACAGGGCUUCUGGGGUAUUGUUGGCUAGGCUCCUUCUUUUAAGGAGCAGAUGACAAAAUUUCUAAUCAAGUGCUUUUUCUGCACAGGAAUCUGGACCCAAUCCCAAGUCAAAGCAUAGAAAUGCAACACGUUUUUUUUGACCGAUAUUGUGACUAUUUCCUUAUUACUUUUGCCAUUGGAGCAAAAGUUUGAUCCUUCAUUUUCUACUCUUGUGUUGGAUCCUGUUUGCAGGCUGGGAGUGGCCAUACCCCUCACCCUGUGCAGGGCAUGUGCUUACAUAAAGUACUAGUCUGGUAUGGUUUAUUCUAGUUAGAAGGUCAACAGAAUAUCUGUUUCACUUUUAUUGAAAGUGUAGCAGCACCCACUGCUGGAAUGAGGCCUGUCAACUCUGGUGGCUUUCUGUUGGCUGGGUUUCUGAAGGAACUUGAAAGGUCGAACUGCAUUUCUUUGAAAAUGAUUACAGGGUUCUGGCUUGUCUUUCUGGGUAGCUAGUAUUUACAAUUGGUUGUACCAUGUUAUAUUGCAUUUUGGAGUCCUUUGGGGUUUCCAGGUUGUCCCCAUGCUGUCCUAUUUGGGAAUGUCAUACCCCCUGUCUCCACUGCUCUAACUGCUCCCUCUGCAGCUCCUAGCUCCCUGAUGGGCUUUGCCUCUGCCUCUGGGCUGGUGGACAGGAUGGCUAGGUGUGUCCCGAGAAAUAGAGUGGCACAGAUUUGCUCCUGAAGUGCAGACAUGGGAUAUGGUCUCCACCCUCGGCUUGCUGUUGGGGUACUCUGGGUGGGAUCUGAGAUGCCACCUUCCUCUAGGUCAUGCCUCUCCAUCUUUAGAAAGGCCAUUCAUAAACCUCCAGAGUGUGCAUUAUCAACCUACCUGAGGUCUUAGUGGAGAUAGGGAGGAGGCAGAUGAGAAUGUGGCCCAGUCUCCCCUCACUCUCCUGGAUCAUGGGCAGUAGUUCAGGUUCUUGGAGGACUGUUCCCCACCUCACCCCACCCCACAUUCUAAUCCACAAUGACUGUCCUUUUAUUGCUACACAGUCUUGGAGCUCAGAGACUUGCUGAAGCCCCCUAAGCCCUUAUGACUGGAUUUGUAUAGAUGGCGCUUAUGUUGGUAUUUGGGGAAUUUCCACUAUGAACUCUAUGAGAGGUUCUCCCGCUCACAUCUCUGGCUUUGGGGACCACUUGACUCACAGGAGAAACUAUACUUUGCAGGUGCCGUUGGGCACCUGGAUGUUUCUAGCUCCAUUGAUGCUUGAAAACAGCUGCAGAAAAAGUUGAGAUAGAAGGCCUUAGGCAGAAUCUCUGUCUAUGCUAAUGAAUAUCAAAUGGUGUGUCUUAGAAAAUAUUAUAUGGUUCAGUUUUUUGGGCACAGUCUUGAUGCCCAAACCUCCUGUCCUCUUUUAGCAUCUCAUUCAACCUUAUCAUGACCUGAAUGUGAAACCUUAGCCUCAGUGAACCCACAGCCAGCUAGUGGGAAAGCUGAGACUAGAACUCACAGCCCACGGUUCUGUCCUCUGCACCAGCUGUGUGACUGAUAGAGAAGGUGGCUGGAUUUCCUGGGGCCCAGGAUUGGGGGAAGCCAUGUGUUUUGGCCUUGACACUGGGUGGUAGGUGCCAGCAGUCAAGGCUUCAGGUAGGGCCUUGGUCUUUGGGAGGGCUCUUCUCUUGGAUUGGUCAGUGAGGACCCUGAGAUUUGGGAUGAAGCUUGAGCAAAGAAAAUGGAGAGGGAAAGGGAUUCCAGCAAAUUGCUCCUCAGUGACCUCUGCUCUGCAACUCCAGUCUGUAAUGUGGCAGAGGCCAGGGCAGAGAUGCAGCUCACCACCCUCAGCUUCCUUGCUGCAAAUCAAGACAAAAAGUAGUAAGAGCAAAACUCUCUCUCAUUUCUCUCUGAUUCUUAAUGGGAAGUGGUUACUAGAAACCUAGGUUCAGGUGACGAGGGAGGACACGGCCUGCUUCACUUUCCUUAUCUUGACCCUUGAAGGUGCCAAUUCAAACACUACCUUUUUCAUUUGUUUCUUAGUCUAUAGAUAUAGCUCUGUUGUGGGGAAUGGUGGGGGAUUCAAGUAGAUUUUACAGCUUCAGGGGCUGGAAGGGACCAGGCCAGUCAGCCAUGCUAGGACCCUGUGGCUCCUCCCCCACUCCAGCUACUCCUUAUCAAAGGCAAAGGCAGGACAAUGAAGUUUGCCAAGGCUGCCGCUGCAGCCAGGUGUGGACCCAUGGGGGCAUUCUUCUACCCAGUUCCAGUAUCUGUUUUACCACCAGCCUCUUGCCCACCCCUACCCCCGACCUUCUCCUUUCAACUGGGCUAUGUGCCCCUUUGGGAGGAAGAAGAUAACCCCCUUAGGGCCACAGGCAGCAGAGUCCUGCUUCCUGAGAGGCUGUUGGAACAGUGGCUCUGUCCUGUGCCUUAUCAGCCCUGGGGAAAGAAAGUUUGGCUGGAAGACUGGAAUUUAAUUGCCAUCGUCUUUGAUUUUUGUGAUAUUUCUGCUUGGAAGGGUAAAACCCUCCUUCCCACUCUUUAGCAUGUGUGCCAACUCUCCCUUGUCGUGGGUGUUACCCUUCGACACUCCAGCUCGGGGAGUGCUGACGUCUUCAUGUGAAGAGAUUCUUGUGUGAUAGAACCUAAGAAGUGUAGCUUGGAAGUGACCCCUGUGACGAUGACUUUUAUUUCUUUCCUCUUAGUGAGGAGGUGAUUUGUAGACCCUGACUGCCUAUGUAAUGUAAAUAGUGUACAUUUAAUUUAUUGCUAUGGUAGCAUAUUGUAUUUGUUAAUGUAUAAAACAAAUUCUAAAAGGUUGACAAAUGUAUAUUUUGUUGCUUAAAUGUGUCUUUGCAGAAAUUGACAAUAAAUAACAUAUUUUG